CUGGUUCCUGAUGCAAGAGGUGCGGCUUUGAGGAAGUGGCAGGCUUUCUGAGGGCUCUGCCCUCAUCAGUGAGUUAGUUCAUGGGUGGAUUUGGAACUGGAAUAAAAGUGUGUGUGCAUGCGGGAGCGCGUGUUGGGGGGGCAUGUGGAGCAGCAAGUCACUGGUUGUAUAACUUUGAAGAGUCCCCCCUACCUCGUCUUCUCUCCACUUUCCAGACCACAGCGGUUGACAUAUAGGAAGGGAAGAUUGGGUCUGGCUCCUGGUUUCCUUCAGUCCAUGGUGGUGGGGAAAGCAAAGGCGUGGCAGGGCAGGCAAAGGUUCAUAUCAUGGUUGCCUAAGAAGCAGAGAGUGAGGCAGGAACUGGGCCUACCCCUGCUUCUGCCAAGGCUCUGCACCCCACUCUCAGAAUCUCUCCAGCUAGUGCUCCCAGCUGGGGAACAAGUGUCUAAAGCAUGGGCCUGUGGAGGAGGACAUUUCACCCCCUGUAACAGGAUCAUGCGGCCAGAUGAUGCCAACGUGGCUGGCAAUGUUCAUGGAGGGACCAUCCUGAAGAUGAUUGAGGAGGCGGGGGCCAUCAUCAGCACCCGGCACUGUAACAGCCAGAAUGGGGAGCGCUGUGUGGCUGCCCUGGCCCGGGUGGAGCGCACUGACUUCCUGUCACCCAUGUGCAUCGGCGAGGUGGCUCACGUCAGUGCGGAGCUCACCUAUACUUCCAAGCAUUCUGUGGAAGUCCAGGUCCACGUGAUGUCAGAGAACAUCCUCACAGGUACCAAAAAGAUGACCAAUAAGGCCACCUUGUGGUAUGUGCCCCUGUCACUGAAGAAUGUGGACAAGGUCCUCGAGGUGCCUCCUAUUGUGUAUUCGCGGCAGGAACUGGAGGAAGAGGGUCGGAAGCGCUAUGAAGCCCAAAAGCUAGAACGCAUGGAGACCAAGUGGAGGAACGGGGACAUCGUCCAGCCUGUCCUGAACCCAGAGCCGAACACCGUGAGCUACAGCCAGUCCAGCCUGAUCCACCUGGUGGGGCCCUCGGACUGCACCCUUCACGGCUUCGUGCAUGGAGGUGUCACCAUGAAGCUCAUGGAUGAAGUGGCUGGGAUUGUGGCUGCACGCCACUGCAAGACCAACAUAGUCACAGCUUCCGUGGAUGCCAUCAAUUUCCACAACAAAAUCCGGAAAGGCUGUGUCAUCACCAUCUCUGGACGCAUGACCUUCACGAGCAAUAAGUCCAUGGAGAUUGAGGUCCUGGUGGACGCUGACCCUGUGGUGGACAACUCACAGAAGCGGUACCGGGCCGCCAGUGCCUUCUUCACCUACGUGUCCCUGAACCAGGAGGGCAAGCCACUUCCCGUACCUCAGCUUGUGCCUGAGACGGAGGACGAGAAGAAGCGCUUUGAAGAAGGCAAAGGCCGCUAUCUGCAGAUGAAGGCGAGCGACAGGGCCACACAGAGCCGCAGCCCUAGGAGUCUUCCUCCUGCCUGGGGCAGCACACUGUGGCAACAGCCCCAUGUGCAGUCACUUAGAAGUAGCCCCCAUGGCAAAACCCCAAUUUCCAUUGAGAGCUGGUGUUGUGUGGUGUUGUGUGGCAGUGUUACCUGUGCACCAAAGCUUUAUUUAUAACCCUCCAGUAACUGCUCCCCAGUGUUGUCCCCAAGGCCACCAUGGACACCAGAGCACACUGAAUGGUCUGUGAAGAAACCAGCACCACUAAUAAAGCUGCUGUCUGGCUGGA
Molecule: messenger RNA, 1729 nt
Organism: Arvicola amphibius (Eurasian water vole)
Lineage: Eukaryota; Metazoa; Chordata; Mammalia; Rodentia; Cricetidae
Gene: Acot7
Product: acyl-CoA thioesterase 7
Biological process (GO): palmitic acid biosynthetic process; acyl-CoA metabolic process
Cellular component (GO): nucleoplasm; cytosol; extracellular exosome
Molecular function (GO): long-chain fatty acyl-CoA binding
Source: RefSeq, a predicted model, not a curated record